GGGUGUGCGAUUGCCCCACUUUGAUUGAGACCGACGAAAAAGCGCUCUCCCUUCCCCCCUCUCUCUCCCCCUGUCCCUCGAAUCAGCCUUUCUUCUUCUCUAGAACGAUCAGAGAUUUCUCCGCCGAGAGCUCUCUUCCCUCUCUCGAUCGCAGGGGAGAAACAGCCAAAAGAAAACUCACCAAAAACUUCUAGCCAAUCGUCGAAGGGGCAGAGAGAGAUAGAGAUCCUUUUUAUUGUUCAGUAUUAGGGUUUUAGGACAUUCACUAGGCGAGAAGAAGAAACGAUGUCUGGUCUCCAUCGGUCAUCAAGCGCCCCAUCGAAGAACAGCGGCGGUUCUCUCCCUUCCAAGGAACUUCUGGACGAUCUCUGUAGUCGAUUUGUUCUGAAUGUCCCAGAAGAAGAUCAGCAGUCGUUCGAGCGAAUUCUGUUUCUUGUGGAGUAUGCCUAUUGGUACUACGAAGAUAAUUCUGUGGAAAAAGAUCCGACGCUGAAAUCACUGACUUUGAAGGAGUUCACUUCACUUUUGUUUAACAGUUGUGAUGUGUUGAGACCUUAUGUCGCUCAUAUCGAUGACAUAUUCAAAGACUUCACUUCUUACAAGUUCCGUGUUCCUGUGACUGGAGCAAUCAUCCUCGAUGAGACAUAUGAACGGUGCCUGCUGGUGAAAGGAUGGAAAGGUUCAAGCUGGAGUUUUCCUCGUGGAAAGAUAAGCAAGGACGAGGAGGACCAUGAAUGUGCCAUACGCGAAGUCCUAGAGGAAACUGGAUUUGAUGUCUCAGAGCUACUGAAGAAGGAGGAAUACAUUGAAUUUGUAUCCAGGCAGCAAAGAGUACGGCUCUUUAUCAUUCCCGGGGUGAAAGAUUCUACAUCUUUUGCACCACAAACGAAGAAAGAGAUCAGUGAAAUUGCAUGGCAUCGGCUUGAUGAUCUUCAGCCAGCGAGCACUCAGGUGAUAACUCGUGGAGUUACAGGUCUUAAGCUGUACAUGGUGGCACCUUUUCUCGCAUCGUUGAUGUCGUGGAUAUGGAAGCACCCUGCGCCUGUAACUCGGAGACCUGACGUCCCACUUAAAGCACUCUGCGUGUGGAAAGUUAAUCACCAGGCUUUCGUCGGGAACAGCGCCGCAACAAUGGAGUCGGAGGGGAAGGGUAGUAGGAAGAAGCCUGCAACUGAGCAUCAUCAUCAUCACCUUCCUCGUCCGGACACAGGGCCCGGACAAAGUCUUAGGAACUUCAGAUUCAACGCGUCCGAAAUCCUACGAGUGAUGGAAGCUGGUUUUUCUGGCCAUCUUGACUUGCAAGCCAUCUUAUGAUGUGGAUCUCCUCUCGUGUAUAUAUUGAUCGAUGGGUUAGUUUUUUUCCAAGUCUUUGGUCUCUGUGAAUUGGGUUGUGUACAUACGAUGUCUAGUGUAGUCUUGAAUAGCAGCAACAAGAACCCCCUUUACAUUUUGUUAAAAAAAUAAGUUGGAAAAUCAAACAGAUUAAAGGAAUUAAUAUUUUUUAAUGA
Messenger RNA from Tarenaya hassleriana, 1508 nucleotides. Its product is annotated as mRNA-decapping enzyme subunit 2. The coding region runs from base 286 to 1314 and encodes 342 amino acids. Gene Ontology annotation, molecular function: manganese ion binding; 5'-(N(7)-methylguanosine 5'-triphospho)-[mRNA] hydrolase activity; RNA binding. Gene Ontology annotation, cellular component: cytoplasm. The transcript has 8 exons. Gene Ontology annotation, biological process: nuclear-transcribed mRNA catabolic process, nonsense-mediated decay; deadenylation-dependent decapping of nuclear-transcribed mRNA. The record is from RefSeq and is a predicted model, not a curated record. NCBI's taxonomy places the organism in Eukaryota, Viridiplantae, Streptophyta, Magnoliopsida, Brassicales, Cleomaceae.